UCCGCUUCCCUUCUGUGCUUACCAUGCUUCUCCCUCAUUUUCCCCCAAACAGCACAAAAAGAGAAAACAAUAGGGAAAAAGGAGAGAGAAAGAGAAAAUCCUAGAGAGAGAGAGAUAGAGAGAGAAACUUCGCUGCCGGCGAUACUCACACACACGAAUCGCACGGUGGUAAAGUAAUGUGCAGAAAAUUUUUUCACUGAGCAACACACCACUGAUCGUCGCCAGAAAAAUGCAUUGAUUCCGGAGCCUACUUGCAUUCACACACAUCACCACAUAAAGAAAAAAAAAAUGCGCGAAGCACUUAUUUGUGAUGACGCCGGCGACGUUUUCUCCAAGCCGUCGCCGUUGCCGGCGGUUGUAGUCGCCGGGAGAAGCCGGCCCCAAGGUGGAACCCGAAGAGUGACGCCGACCAGCCUUACCAUCGUAACCGACGGCGGAUCUGUGGUGGAGAAGAUUCUUCCGAACGGCGAUUUCUACGUCGGGAGCUUCUCCGGCAACGUGCCUCACGGAUCGGGGAAAUACUUGUGGACGGACGGGUGCAUGUACGAGGGAGAGUGGAAGCGCGGAAAGGCUUCGGGGAAAGGCAAGUUUUCGUGGCCAUCGGGUGCGACCUAUGAGGGUGAGUUCAAGUCGGGUCGGAUGGAAGGGUUCGGUACGUUCGUGGGAUCCGAUGGAGACACGUAUCGCGGGUCGUGGAGCUCCGACCGCAAGCACGGGUUCGGGCAGAAGCGUUACGCGAACGGGGAUUUAUACGAAGGGUGGUGGAAGCGAAACGUGCAAGACGGGCACGGGCGUUACGUUUGGAAGAAAGGGAACCAGUACAUCGGGGAGUGGAAGAACGGCGUUAUUUCCGGUAAGGGUGAGCUCGUUUGGGCUAACGGAAACCGUUACGAUGGGCCGUGGGAGAACGGGGUCCCAAAGGCACAUGGAGUCAUGAAGAUGCAGCAUUGUUUGAGUUUGAAGGGUAAUAAUGGGUUGCUAUUUGGUGAUAAUUUUGGCGUAACGAUGAGGAAGAGGUCUUCGGUGGAUGGUUCAUCCAGAGGGAGUGUGAACGAGAAGAGUUUUCCCAGGAUUUGUAUAUGGGAAUCGGAGGGUGAAGCUGGUGAUAUAACUUGCGAUAUUAUUGAUAAUGUGGAGGCGUCCAUGUUCUAUCGGGAUGGAACGGCGUCGGAUUCUGAUGAGUUGUUUCGGCGGAACCCUUGUUGUUUCUCGGCUGAUGUUAAGAGACCGGGUCAAACGAUUUCCAAGGGGCAUAAGAAUUAUGAUUUGAUGCUUAAUCUGCAAUUAGGGAUAAGGUACUCUGUUGGGAAGGAAGCCUCGGUGUUGCGAGAACUUAAACAGAGUGAUUUUGAUCCGAAGGAGAAGUUCUGGACCAGGUUUCCGCCUGAAGGAUCCAAGAUUACGCCGCCCCAUCAAUCUGCGGAAUUUCGAUGGAAGGAUUACUGCCCUGUGGUUUUUAGACAUUUGAGGAAGCUGUUUCAGGUGGAUCCUGCUGAUUACAUGUUAGCUAUAUGUGGGGAUGAUGCCCUCAGGGAGCUUUCCUCUCCCGGUAAAAGUGGAAGCAUCUUCUAUUUGACCCAAGAUGACAGAUUCAUGAUAAAGACAGUGAAGAAAUCUGAAGUCAAAGUGCUUAUUCGGAUGCUUCGAAGUUAUUACCAACAUGUGUCUCGAUACGAUAACUCACUCGUGACAAAAUUCUACGGGGUACACUGUGUCAAACCAAUUGGAGGCCAGAAGAUCCGGUUCAUUGUGAUGGGCAAUCUUUUCUGCUCCGAAUAUCCAAUUCAUAGACGAUUUGAUUUAAAAGGAUCUUCAUAUGGCCGUACAACAGAUAAACCUGAGGAUGAGAUCGAUGAAACUACCACCCUCAAGGACCUUGAUCUCAAUUUUGUGUUUCGUGUACAAAGAAAUUGGUUUCAGGACCUCAUAAAACAAAUUGAGAGGGAUUGUGAGUUCUUGGAAGCAGAGAAAAUUAUGGACUAUAGUCUUUUGGUUGGCCUUCAUUUUCGGGAUGAUGACAAUACAUGUGACAAAAUGGGAUUGUCACCAUUUCUAUUACGCACUGGCAAUCGGGAAUCUUAUCAGAGUGAAAAGUUCAUGCGUGGUUAUCGCUUUCUUGAAGCAGAGCUACAAGAUAGGGAUCGAGUUAAAUCUGGAAGGAAAUCAUUAAUUAGGCUAGGAGCCAAUAUGCCAGCAAGAGCAGAACGAAUGGCUCGGAGGAGUGAUUUUGAUCAAUACACCACUGUUGGAAUCAGCCAUUUGACCCCUUGUUGCAGUGGGGAGACUUAUGAUGUCGUUCUAUAUUUUGGGAUUAUUGACAUUUUGCAAGAUUAUGACAUCAGCAAGAAGCUUGAGCAUGCUUACAAGUCCUUGCAAGUUGACCCUACUUCAAUUUCUGCUGUGGAUCCAAAGCUCUACUCGAAGAGGUUUCGUGAUUUUGUGGGGAGAAUAUUCAUUGAAGACAGGUAGCCUUUAGUACAAAAUGAGGCUGCAAUAUUUCUUCACGAAGGUUAAAAUUCCUCAUUGAUCAGAACAUCCAAGAAAAAUAGCUGGAAGUUUGAAACCUCGGCAGAGUCUUGGAGUUGACUGGUUAACAUGCUACUCUCUGGUCAAGCGACUGGCAGAACUCCCGAAAUUGGGGUUUGUUUUAUGGCUGAAUUUUAAAGUUAUAGCCAUGAUGAUGGUAUGCUGAAGGACGGGAAAACUUGUACAUGGAAGUUGGGUGAAGUUCUUUUUUUUUUUUUUUUGUUUUUUUUUUUGGGUUCUGGAAAUUGGGUGGGAUUUAUUAAAUUUUGUGGUUACUAGAUAGAAUAGAAUAUGAAUAUGAUGGGAAAGAUAGGAAGAGGGGACAAAGUGGAAUGUUUCCCUGAGCUUAGAUCUAAAAUGCGUGGAUAGUUGGGAAUAAAUAAAAUGUAC
Messenger RNA from Gastrolobium bilobum, 2916 nucleotides. Its product is annotated as phosphatidylinositol 4-phosphate 5-kinase 1-like. The transcript has 8 exons. Gene Ontology annotation, molecular function: 1-phosphatidylinositol-4-phosphate 5-kinase activity; ATP binding. Gene Ontology annotation, biological process: phosphatidylinositol metabolic process. The coding region runs from base 289 to 2469 and encodes 726 amino acids. The record is from RefSeq and is a predicted model, not a curated record. Lineage: Eukaryota; Viridiplantae; Streptophyta; Magnoliopsida; Fabales; Fabaceae.